This is a messenger RNA of Anolis carolinensis (green anole), 3079 nucleotides long. RefSeq names its product cytoplasmic polyadenylation element binding protein 1 (gene cpeb1). Gene Ontology annotation, molecular function: mRNA regulatory element binding translation repressor activity; translation factor activity, RNA binding; ribosome binding. The coding region runs from base 83 to 1786 and encodes 567 amino acids. Gene Ontology annotation, biological process: negative regulation of cytoplasmic translation. NCBI's taxonomy places the organism in Eukaryota, Metazoa, Chordata, Lepidosauria, Squamata, Anolidae. The record is from RefSeq and is a predicted model, not a curated record. Gene Ontology annotation, cellular component: cytoplasm; nucleus; synapse. The transcript is spliced from 12 exons.
CCUCCCUCCCUCCCUCCGCGGCGUCGGUAUAAAAGGCGCGCGCAGGGGCCCCAGAAGGGAGUUCGCGGAGGGCGCGUCGAAGAUGGCGUUUCCAGCGCCGAAGGAAGGAAUUGGAAGGACAGCAAAGGAGUGCUGGGACAACUGUGACGUUCCAGCCCUCACCACGUGCAGCAAUGCAGAUAUUUUCCGCCGAAUCAAUGCCAUGUUGGAUAACUCGCUCGACUUCAAUGGAGUCUGUGCAACGCCCAUCACAAAAGAAAGAAGGGAGCUGCUGCCAGACUUCCAGGACCCGGAGGGAUCGGCCGCCAGCAGGAUGCUCUUCCCACCGUCGGCGCAGGAGUCCUCUCCCCGCGGCCUGCCGGACGCCAACGACCUGUGCCUUGGGCUGCAGUCGCUCAGCCUGCCGGGGUGGGACCGGCCCUGGAGCACGCAGGACGCGGAUGCAGCAGCCCAGCCCAGCACCGCUCAGUCGGUUCUUAACAUGCUCAGCAACCCUCUGGGGAAGCCCCCGUUGGGUUUCCUGCCGCUGGACCCCAUUGGCUCGGAGCUGACGGAAAGCCUUCCGGGCCCGGCGUUAAGGAGCUCCCGCCUGGACAGCAGCCGGUCGCUCUUGUAUUCGCGCUCCAGCAGCCCCUCCGACUCCGACACCAGCGGAUUCAGCUCCGGUUCCGACCACCUCUCAGACUUGAUUUCAAGCCUCCGCAUCUCUCCGCCUCUGCCAUUCCUGCCUCUCGGUGGUCUCGCCAGAGAUUCCUUAAAUGGAGCCGGCUCCCACCUGGACCAGGAUCAAGCCACUCUGGCCGCAGUCACGUCCACCCCGACCGCCAUCCCCAAGCAGUGGCCCGGAGCCUCCACUUGGCCUUCGUGGAACCUGCCGGACCCUUCCUCCCCGGAGGACCCCUUCAGCAUCGAACGGGAGGCGAAGCUUCACAAGCAGGCGGCAGCCAUGAACGAAGCCACCUGUACAUGGAGCGGGCAGCUCCCGCCCCGAAACUACAAGAAUCCAGUCUACUCCUGUAAGGUGUUUUUAGGAGGAGUGCCUUGGGAUAUCACAGAAGCGGGUCUGAUCAGCACUUUCCGUGUGUUUGGUUCGUUGAGAGUGGAGUGGCCUGGUAAGGAUAGCAAGCACCCUCGCUGCCCUCCCAAAGGUAAUAUGCCUAAAGGCUAUGCUUACCUGGUAUUUGAGUCCGAGAAAUCGGUGCGCGCUUUACUCCAGAAUUGUUCCCGUGAUGUGCUGAGCCCCAGCGGCCUCAGCGAGUACUAUUUCAAGAUGUCCAGCCGCAGGAUGCGCUGCAAAGAGGUGCAGGUCAUUCCGUGGGUCCUGGCAGACAGCAACUUUGUGCGCAGUCCCACCCAGAGGCUUGACCCGGGCAAAACCGUCUUUGUGGGAGCUCUCCAUGGGAUGUUGAAUGCCGAGGCCUUAGCGGGGAUCCUCAACGACCUGUUUGGGGGUGUGGUAUACGCAGGCAUCGACACGGACAAGCACAAGUACCCCAUCGGAUCCGGCCGUGUCACCUUCAACAACCAGCGCAGCUACCUGAAAGCCGUGAGCGCCGCGUUUGUGGAGAUCAAGACGACCAAGUUUACAAAAAAGGUUCAGAUUGAUCCGUACCUGGAAGAUGCCAUGUGUCAAGUCUGCCGCUCUCAACCAGGUCCCUUCUUCUGCAGAGACCAGAUCUGCUUCAAGUACUUCUGCCGCUCCUGCUGGCACUGGAAACAUUCCAUGGAGGUCCUGCACCACCACCGCCCGCUGAUGCGCAACCAGAAGAACCGGGACGCCAGCUAGAGCCCGGCGCGGCUGCCUUGGGUCCACCUGCCACAGGGAGGGAGAGCGAGCGAGAGGAGAGGAAGAGGGGCCUGGCAAGCUUCCCGGGGUCACGCCAAUGCCUGGGAGGUGCCCGUCUUGGAAGGACUAUCGGGGAUUCUUGCCUUCACGUUUGCACUUGCUGGUCUUUAUUUGUUUUUCUGCACUUUUUAAUGCACAGUGGAUUUUUUGUCGGGGGGGGGGGGGUUGUUUGAGGGGGGGGGGGUUCGGGAGGGGAUUCUGCGGUUCCCAGACUUGGGUCCCUUGUUGCUGACGAGAAGCAUGAAGGGGCCUUGCGUUGAGAAGGUGUUGAAUGCGGAUGCCUUCGCUUCAGUUUCUUAUUUAUCGAGGGCCCUUUUUUUACAUUCCUUGCAAUACUGGUGGUAAUAAUGCAGGUCUCAUUGGCUCGGUUUUUUUGCAGUUGCCAUACAGUGCCUUUCCAUUCAUUUAAACCCCCCCAUCUGAACGGAGCAAAUCAAAUGUUCAGCUGGCGUUUUUUACUGUAACAACAAGGAGACUUUGUUCUUCACUUAAACCAAAUCAUAUUUCCUAUUUUACGCUCCAGGAUUUUUACCAGUUCCUUUUUACACUCUUGAAAAAAAAACGGUUUUUAAGUCGUUGGAGACUAGAUUUUUUUCUUUCCUGGCAGCUUUUAACAUCAUUGCAACUUGUGUCUGGGAGCUGUUAGUUUAACCAAAAAAAAAAAAAAAGUUUCUCAAGUUGUGAAUAAGCAGUAUUUGCAACCCAGAAGGACAGGAUUUUCGGAUUUUGAAACCGGACCGGAUAAACGAUCUCUGAGCUGCUGUAUAUAGUUUGUUGCACUUUAAGUUGCACUUCAAAGGGGGGCUUGAUAACAGGUUUUUAAUCACAAAGUCACAAGACUUCAAUUUUCUUUUUUAUAACUGAGCUGAUUCGAGGGCUGUGCUUUCAGGGUUCCUAGAAACCCUUUUUUUUCCCUGUCGAGAAGAGAGAGAGAUGUGCGAAGGAGGAGCGCGGCCCGCAGAUUGUGCCGGGAGUUGAAGUUUUGAUUUUGUUUUAUUUCUUUCCCCCCUCUUUAUUAGAAGCUGUGUGCCAAAGAACCAGUGUCAUAUGUUCUCCCUUCUUCCUGCUGAGCUGAUGUUGCAUAUUCCAGCUGCUCUUUGUGGGGUUUUGUGAACCAGUAUGUGAAGUCUCUACCUCAUUGUAGUAUAUGCAGGCAAGACUGCACUCUCCUACGGAUGUGUGGAGUAAGCUGUGAUGUAGUUCUUGGCACAUAAUAAAACACGUUGCAGCAGA